Messenger RNA from Dromiciops gliroides (monito del monte), 1257 nucleotides. It is a transcript of the gene ACTL7B, whose product is annotated as actin like 7B. The coding region runs from base 1 to 1257 and encodes 418 amino acids. Gene Ontology annotation, cellular component: nucleus; cytoplasm. The transcript has a single exon. Lineage: Eukaryota; Metazoa; Chordata; Mammalia; Microbiotheria; Microbiotheriidae. The record is from RefSeq and is a predicted model, not a curated record.
AUGGCAACGAGGAACACCCCCAGCCCUAGGCCCAUGCCUGUAGGAACUGCCCAAGGUGAUCCUGGGGAAGCCAGUGUGUUAAUGAACCUUGAUGGGAAAUCCAUGGAUAAUGGGACACCAACACAGAUGAAGAUGAAACCAAAGAAAACAAGAAAGGUCAAAGCACUAAUCAUUGACCUUGGCUCCCAGUAUUGUAAGUGCGGCUAUGCAGGAGAACCAAGGCCCACCUAUUUCAUCUCAUCGACAGUCGGCAAGCACUUCUUGGAGACUGCCAACUCAGGAGACAAUAGGAAAGAAACCUAUGUUGGACACGAACUUUUGAAUACAGAUAUACCCCUCAAGUUGGUCAACCCUCUCAAACACGGCAUAGUGGUGGACUGGGACUGUGUCCAGGGUAUUUGGGAGUACAUCUUUCAUUCAGCCAUGAAGAUCCUCCCCGAGGAACACGCUGUUCUUGUUUCCGACCCCCCCCUGAGUCCCAGCAGUAACCGGGAGAAGUAUGCAGAGCUGAUGUUUGAGACUUUUAGUAUCCCAGCCAUGCAUAUCGCUUCUCAGUCCCUGCUGUCCAUCUAUUCCUAUGGCAAAACCUCAGGACUGGUAGUAGAGAGUGGACAUGGUGUCUCCCAUGUCGUGCCCAUUUCAGAGGGAGACAUCAUGCCAGGUUUGAUAGGCCACGUAGACUACGCUGGGUGCGACCUUACCAAUUACCUAAUGAAGCUACUGAAUGAAGCUGGGCACAAAUUCAAUGAUGAGCACUUGCACAUCAUGGAGCACAUCAAGAAGAAGUGUUGUUACACAGCAUCCAAUCUGGAUGAAGAGUUCAGCUUGCCCCUCGAAGACCUACGGGUAGACUAUGAGCUCCCGGAUGGGAAACUGAUCACUAUUGGCAAGGAAAGGUUUUUGUGCUCUGAAAUGCUUUUCAAGCCCUCCCUAGCUGGCUCUAGCCAGCCAGGCCUGCCCUCCGUGACUGCUGCCUGUCUCAACCAAUGUGAAGCCUCCUUUAAGGAGGAGAUGAUGGCCAAUAUACUCUUAUGUGGGGGCUGCACCAUGCUGGAUGGCUUCCCAGACCGCUUCCAGAGGGAGCUGAGUCAGCUGUUUCCCAAUGAUAGUCCUCUUGUGGUAGCAGCGCCAGAGAGGAAGACUUCUGUAUGGACUGGAGGCUCCAUCUUAGCCUCUCUCCAAGCCUUCCAGCAGCUCUGGGUCAGCAAAGAGGAGUAUGAAGAACGAGGGAAUGCUGCUAUUUACAGCAAAUGCUAA